AUGAUUGUCAGUAACGAGGUUGAGAUUCUGCGCGUCGGUGAAUCCUCUCGCAUAUAUAACUGCGAGACAGGAUCUAGGGUGUCAGUAGUCGUGUGUGGUUGUCACGGGAAGGUUCUUACACAUUUUGCUAAGUACCUAAGCGACCUUGAUGAAGAGAUCAUCUCGCGGAAACCAUCAGUUGGUGGCAGCUUGCCGCACCAAAAUCGUGUGGAUGUGGAUAUGUGGAGUUUCAGCGAGAAAGAUCUCUCUGGAAAUAGGGGUCAGCCUCGUGCAAAGGUGAAACGGGAAAAUAACAGGAUGACACCGCUGGAGAUUGUGAGUGUACUGGAGGUAAUGUUGAUACUACGCUACUGUCCCUUUGCUGGAGGGACUCUUCGUCUGCCUCCAGGUGAAAAUGGGAGUCCUUACUGGUCUGCUGGAGUUGUACUUGAAGUUGCCGGUCAGCCAGACUGUUCCUAUAUUGUCAUUCAUAACGACAUGCAGCCAUUCUUAACCGAUUUCGUUAGCUUUUACCGGCUGCUGUCUUCCUGGGGUAUGGCACUGUUCAAGGUGGAAGCAGGCAGCCAGGAAGGCACUGUGAUGCAAACACAGAUCUCGCGUAUUGUUGCACAAGCUCGGCAGGUGCGGCAGAUGUGGCAGUGUGUGACAGUGGUGGUGGUUACUGACGACGCGGCCUUCCUCGGAGCUUUCGCUGAGUGCUCCCUCAAAGGCCGCCUCUUGGUGUGGUCGACGAGGCUCUUAAUCGUCUCCCGCCUGCCUCUUCCCGAGCUACAGCUUCUCCUCAAUGGUAGUUGGACAUUCUCCAUGAUGAAUGUCAUGUUGGUAGUGUUGAACGAGAGCUUGAGUCAACCCAGUUUCAGCGUGUAUGUAAACUUGCCGUACAGUGUCUCCGGGGCCAAAUUAGAGAGGACUGCGAUUUGGACAACUAAUCUAGGCCUUCAUCUCUUUAACCAUCAUCUCUUCCCUGAAAAGUUCAAUAACUUUCACGGAGCUACAGUAAACGUGACAGCCUUGUCUUAUAGACCAUACUGGAAUGAAGAUGAGGAACAGAUGGGUGAGAACUCUGGUGUUACCAGGUACUCAGGCAGUGACGCCAUGAUGCUACGUACCAUAGCUGACGCUCUAAACUUUACCUUUAUUGUGCUACCUGUAAGCACUUGGGACCAGGUCACAGGCUUGGUGAUGGACAGGUCCUCUUUCAUGGCUACUAUAUACCAUAUAGUACUGCCACAACGCUGUCUUCUAUAUGAUUUUACAUACAUCUAUACUCAAGUGUUGACCUCUUUCACAAUGGCCACACCUUCACUCACUUCUAACUGGAACAGUCUCUUCGACCCUCUGGCUAUCGAGGUUUGGGUGUCAAUCUUAGUGGCCCUGCUUGUCAUGCCUCCCUGUCUGUUUAUGAUCACUCACCCGGGAGACAGAGCAGAAUUAAAUUAUAAACUAACCAUAGAAGACUCUGGCGAAAUAGCCGUUGGAACGCUGCUUGGCCAGAGUACCAAGAAGCAACUCUCUGAAGCAGUUCGAGUCGGUUGUUGUUGGUAGACUUGGCUGGUGUUCGCCUUCAUCGUGAGCAACGUCUACAGGGGCAACCUGACAGCCGCUCUCACCCUCCCCAAGUACCCACCCAGACCAGAGACACUGGAGCAGCUCAUCAAAGUUGUUGAUAAGGUAACGAUGCCUGAUUACGGAGAAAAUUUCCAACAGUUUUUUAAGGAGUCUGAUUCCGUAGUUUAUCAAAGACUCUCUAGCAUCAUGGAGAUCGUCCCUUCUGCAGAGUACGGACUUCGCCAAGCGGCAGAGAAGAAACAGGCUUACAUGGACGGGUACAACUACCUGCAGCAGAUGAUCGCUGACUACUACACACAGGUGGAUGGCAGCACUAAGCUUUACAUCGGCAGGGAAAGCAUCGUUCCUGGGCCGGGAGCCUGGCCAAUACCUCACGACGCUCCUUACAAACCACAGCUUGAUAAAUUAAUCAUGUAUAUUACCGAAGCUGGAUUAUACGAAAAAUGGAUUAAUGACAUGAUUGUGAAGGCCAAGGAAGACAGUCGCAGGAGACAGCGUAAGCAGUUGGAGACAGGACUGAUGGUGAUCACCCAGAGCUCACCAGGAACGAGGGAGAAUAAACCCCUUACACUACUCCACAUGCAAGGUCCAAUUAUGCUCGUUGCUCUGGGUCUAUCUUCGUCUAUGAUUGUGUUUGUAACUGAAUUGUUGUUAAAAUUAUGCAAGACAGGAACUGCUCAGUAA
Molecule: messenger RNA, 2253 nt
Organism: Cherax quadricarinatus
Lineage: Eukaryota; Metazoa; Arthropoda; Malacostraca; Decapoda; Parastacidae
Product: ionotropic receptor 21a-like
Cellular component (GO): membrane
Molecular function (GO): ligand-gated monoatomic ion channel activity
Source: RefSeq, a predicted model, not a curated record